GCGGCGCUUUUGGCGAUAGUAGAAGGUGUUCUACAGCGGAAAGAAACCCAGGCAGACACCUUCACGCACUGAAGACAGAGGUUUGUGGCGCAGUUGGCGUGGCGGUGGGGACCCGAUCUCUUAAAACCAUGCUGGAUUGACUGCAGAGAGGCAACCCUCAAUCAAUGGCUUAGCUUUGAAAUCGUUUUAAAUUUAUUGGAAAGGAGUGUGAGAUAGAGCGACGGCGAGAGAGGAGGGGGAGAAGCGAGGGGAGAGAGAGCGAGAGAGUGGCGAGAGGGGAGGAAAUAAAGAUCCUUUCAACGAUGGAGCUUACAAUGGAAAACAUUGGAAAUCUGCACGGCGUGCCCCAUUCCCAUCAAGCGAACGACUUAAUGAACUCCCCGCACGCGCGCCAGUCGUCUCAUCGGAACUUGGUGCACGGACGGUCGGCCAUGGUGUCCAGCAUGGCCUCGAUAUUGGAGGGAGCGGGGGACUACCGCACAGACCACGCUUUGUCCGGGCCCCUGCAUCCGGCAAUGACCAUGUCGUGCGACUCCGGGAUGAGCCUGAGCAGCACCUACACCACGCUGACGCCGCUGCAGCACCUGCCCCCCAUAUCCACCGUCUCGGAGAAAUUUCACCACCCACACCCGCACGCUCACCAUCACCCGGCGCACCAGCGACUCGCGGCCGGGAACGUCAGCGGCAGCUUCACCCUGAUGAGGGACGACCGGAGCCUCGCCUCCAUGAGCAACCUCUACGGCCACUACCCAAAAGACAUGUCCGGCAUGGGGCAGUCUCUGUCCCCGCUGUCCAACGGCCUCGGGUCUUUGCACGGCUCCCAGCAGACUCUCGGCGCCUACGGUCCCGGAGCGCACCUCUCCAACGACAAGAUGAUAUCCUCGGGGGGGUUCGAGUCCCACGCUGCCAUGCUGUCCCGGGACCAGGAGCAUCUGGCCCGGGGACUCGGGGGACACGGGGCCGGGCUCAUGACAUCCUUGAACGGCAUACACCAUCACAACCAUCCGCACUCUCAGGCAAACGGGUCCAUGAUGUCAGAUCGGGACAGGCAGACGGUGGUGGGAGGCGGGCAGGGAGGCGGGUCGGGGCAGGUGGAGGAGAUAAACACCAAGGAGGUGGCACAGCGAAUAACGGCGGAGCUCAAGCGCUACAGCAUCCCGCAGGCCAUCUUUGCUCAGAGGAUCUUGUGCCGGUCCCAGGGAACUCUGUCUGACCUUCUGCGGAACCCUAAACCGUGGAGUAAACUCAAGUCUGGCCGGGAGACGUUCAGGAGGAUGUGGAAGUGGCUCCAGGAGCCCGAGUUCCAGCGGAUGUCGGCGCUCCGGCUUGCAGCCUGCAAGCGCAAAGAACAGGAGCAACACAAGGACCGCAACACGGCGCCCAAGAAACAGCGCCUGGUCUUCACCGACCUGCAGCGCCGCACUCUCAUCGCCAUCUUCAAGGAGAACAAGCGCCCAUCCAAGGAAAUGCAGAUCACCAUCUCCCAGCAGCUCGGCUUGGAGCUCAGCACCGUCAGCAACUUCUUUAUGAACGCGCGGCGCCGCUGCGUGGACCGCUGGCACGACGACCACGGCGCCAGCCCCGGGCAGCCGGGCACGUCGGCCACCACUUUCUCCAAGGCCUGAG
Pungitius pungitius (ninespine stickleback) is the source of this 1626-nucleotide messenger RNA. RefSeq names its product one cut homeobox 3a (gene onecut3a). Gene Ontology annotation, molecular function: DNA-binding transcription factor activity, RNA polymerase II-specific; RNA polymerase II cis-regulatory region sequence-specific DNA binding. Gene Ontology annotation, cellular component: nucleus. NCBI's taxonomy places the organism in Eukaryota, Metazoa, Chordata, Actinopteri, Perciformes, Gasterosteidae. Gene Ontology annotation, biological process: regulation of transcription by RNA polymerase II. The record is from RefSeq and is a predicted model, not a curated record. The transcript has 2 exons. Bases 303 to 1625 code for a protein of 440 amino acids.